Molecule: messenger RNA, 1919 nt
Organism: Botrytis porri
Lineage: Eukaryota; Fungi; Ascomycota; Leotiomycetes; Helotiales; Sclerotiniaceae
Exons: 3
Coding region: 277-1413 (378 amino acids)
Source: RefSeq, a predicted model, not a curated record
GAAGAUAACUUUACAAUUAUACAUCAAAAGAAUCAAUUCAACGAUAUAAAAUCAAACGAUCAAACCCAAAGCUUUUGUUGCUUUGUGAUCAAUAAAAGAAAAAUUGAAAAGUGAAAAGAGUCUUUUAUACUUGUGGGAUAAGCGCGCCGUCCCUAGGAGACGCGUUGGUUUUGUUUAUUUGCUGCCGGACGGAAUUGUUAGGAAACGACAGACGGGAUUUCAACGCACAAUACGAUUCUGAACGAAAACAAUAAUAGUAAAGGAAAAGAGGAGAAAAUGGCCCCAGCAACACGAUCACUAAGAAGAGAUAAGGUUGAGAGUUUGGCAGACAGUACAGAGGCGGCAGCGGAUCAGCUUGUUAAUGGGGAUCUAAGCCAUCUGCAAAGGGGUGAUGAUUUGGAUGAAUAUUACUCGAAAAGGGAGGCAGCGAAGAGAGAGAAUGAUGAGAAUUCAAUGCUUGUCAAGACACUGCUCGCCGACUCUGGAUUCUCACAGCGGAAACCAUCAAAGGUGCCAGAUCUAUUACGGUUUCCCUUGGUAGUAGUUCUCAGUUUGAUGGGAAGUGGGUUGGCUUACAGUUUGCGUGCGAAUUAUGUUGAGGCAGAGGAGUUGGGAAGUGUUAGUAGGAGGUAUCAGGGAUGGGAAGAGGCGGCGGGGUUGGUUGCGUGGAGGACUGCGGAAUUGGCAUUAGGUUGGUUUGGUAAUUAUGAUGGGUAUGAUUUUGCGGCUAUGACUUUGUUAUCUCGUGGUCCUCCAUUGUAUCUUCUUAACGCAUUCUAUGAAGUUAGCGUGAAGACUGUUGUGUCAUCUCUUCUGAUCGAUACCCUCACAACCUAUAUUCCAUUCCGAUUGCUUCGACCUCUUUCUCCCGCUCACGCAGACGCCCCAUCUGUACCAAACCGAGACAUCACUUCAGAUAUUCCCGUUCAGAUCAUUACCACACUCCUAGCGGCAUCUAUCUACAGCGUUACUCUCUACGGUGCAUACAUGUCCUACAUGCCAGUUUACUUUGCGACCUAUUUUGAAGGUAUCCCAUCUAUUACUGCCGCUCACACCGCAACACCUACUUCUCUCCUUCCUGUUAUGUUACUUUUAGGCCUCGCAACACGUUCAUUCAUUUUCACCCCGGUCACAGCUACCAAGCCCUCAGACUCGGUACCUCCGCCAUUCAAUCCUGAAACUGCUACGUUGGAAGAGACUAUUCUCUAUAAUUUGUGGGGCUUUUCGAACAAAACUAGAAUCAUUAUCAAGAGAACAGCUACUUUGAUGAUGAUUACGGGUGUUAACACUUUUUUGCAGACGUAUGUUACGAUUGAGGGGGUUGAGGCGCUCGGUGCUGUGGCGUAUUCGGGUAUCUGGGUUGUGGCUGCGGGAAUUUGUGGGGGUGUCUUGGGGUUUGUGGGUGCGGUUUAGGGAGGAGAGCGUGAUGCAGAUUUGAUGGCUUGACGUUGAGAGAAGUCGGAGGCAGGUACAUUAGGGGAGAUGAAGGAGAGAAUUACUGUACAUGGAAGAAGACGCAUACGGAUCUUGUUAUUUCCUCUUUUUUGGGAUUUAUUGAUUUGGCGGAGUAUAGCUGACUGGUUGAAGCGAGACUUUUUUGAUUUGAUCACUGGCUUGAGAUACAGGGGAAUAUGUUCACAUGUUUGCUUAUUGACACGGCGAGAAAGAUUCGGGGAUCAAUCUACUCAUCCCGGGGGAAAUAAUCAUAAACACUUUCAAGUAAUAGUCGGCGGGUGUGAUGAUUUGUUUUACCGUGUUGUAUAGUAUUCUUUAUGGUUUUGAUUUCGUGAAAAGGAGUGCAGAUGAUUUUGAUGGAUGUUGUAUGCCGAUAUCAAGGUUAUUUCUAAAAAUAGAUGCAUGUAUUGAUUCCAACAAAGGAGUCUGGGGUACGUCUAUAUGCCUAUUAUACCAGAAUGAAG